This is a messenger RNA of Adineta ricciae, 1710 nucleotides long. NCBI's taxonomy places the organism in Eukaryota, Metazoa, Rotifera, Eurotatoria, Adinetida, Adinetidae. The record is from the annotation of a GenBank genome assembly.
AUGGCAUUUGUCUUGAAUCGAACGUUGGGUCCGAUUGUGUCUCGUCGUCUAUUACAACGAGCAAUAACGACAGCAACAACUGAACAACAACAUCGUUUUCGUUCUCGUUUACCAUUUAAUACUGUUGUUCUAUUUGUACCACAACAGGAAGCAUGGGUUGUGGAGAGAAUGGGAAAAUUUUAUAAGACUUUAAAUCCCGGUUUGAAUUUACUUUUACCAGUGAUUGAUAGAAUCAGCUAUGUGCAAAGUUUGAAAGAAAUUGCCAUUGAAGUUCCAAGUCAAACAGCUAUUUCAAAAGACAAUGUUACAUUGAACAUCGAUGGUGUUUUGUAUCUGAAAGUAUUUGAUCCCUAUUUGGCUAGCUAUGGUGUUGAAGAUGCUGAAUUUGCUGUCACUCAGCUAGCGCAAACAACGAUGCGUUCUGAAAUCGGCAAAAUCUCGUUGGAUACAGUAUUUCGAGAGAGAGAAUCGCUAAAUACUGGUAUUGUUGAUGCAAUAAAUAAAGCUGCCAAAGCUUGGGGAAUCAACUGUCUUCGAUAUGAAAUUCGUGAUAUUCGCCUUCCUCCUAAAGUCCAAGAAGCUAUGCAAAUGCAAGUCGAAGCUGAACGACGUAAACGAGCGACCAUUCUUGAGAGUGAGGGUAUUCGGGAAAGUCAAAUUAACAAAGCUGAAGGUACAAAACAAGCAACUAUCCUGGCUAGUGAAGGUUUUCGACUUGAACAAAUCAACAAUGCUACUGGUGAAGCCGACGCCAUACGUGCAAAAGCACAAGCUCGUGCAGAGGCACUUAAAAUUAUCUCAGAUCAACUUCACGCUGAAGAAGGUCGUAAUGCUGCUUCACUACAAAUAGCUGAACAAUAUGUUCAUGCUUUCGGUAACCUGGCUCGAACGAAUAAUACCAUACUUUUACCUUCUAAUACCGGUGACAUGUCAUCGAUGGUUGCCUCCGCAUUAUCAAUCUAUAAUAACCUUCAGAGCAAAGAUCGACAAGGCUUUCUAACUCAAUCAGCACCGUCGAUACCGUCUUCGCCGUCAACUCCUCAACCUGCCGAUACUAAGCUAACCGGUGAUGCCAUGUCCGCAAAAGAAAUGUUUGUUGUGGCAACAUUGGAUGACACAGUCUCGAUUGCACCUCAUCUAUUCAAUGAACAAUUGAGUACGAUUGUCGCCGAAGAACUCGAUCGCAAACUAGCGAACACAAUCUUUCAGGAAUUAGGCUUGUGUAUUUGUUUGUACGAUAUUUUAUCCAUGGGCGAUUGCAUUCUCUUGCCAUCGGAUGCUAAUUUUCAUAUCAAAGUCAAAUUUCGUUAUGUCGUCUUCCGUCCAAAUAUCGACGAAAUACUUGUUGGUAAAAUUCGCUCAUCGAGUAAAGAUGGUAUUACAGUGACGUUAGGCUUUUUUGACGAUAUACUCAUUCCAUCGACUAAACUUCAACAUCCAUCACGGUUUAUCGAAGCAGAACAAACGUGGGCAUGGCAAUAUGAAACCGGCGAUGAAACACAUGAUCUUGUAAUGGAAAUUGGAGAAGAAAUCCGUUUUCGUGUUGUACAGGAAAUUUUCGAAGAUACGGCACCGAAAGAAUCUCCAAACUCGGGUGCGUCCAUAACUCAAACUGCUAAUGACGACGAUAAAAAAAUACCUUAUACAAUCAUUGGCUCAAUAUCUGAACCAGGUCUGGGACUGAAAUCAUGGUGGACUGAAACAUCUUGA